AACAGCCUUGCCCUUGGCACCCCACAAGAGUGACACCAGACAUAUUCCAGGAGUUGGAUCGACCAUAGCCUGUAGUGCUGGGUCCCUUCUAAAGGUUGCUGAAUUUAAUCUAGUGAAGAUACUGCAAUUUCUUUGGAAACACAUGACCCACAGCUUCUUGGCUUCUUUAGCCACUGAAGAGAGAUUUAGUCAUCACCCAGUGUCACAAGGAGGGUGACUCACAAACUGGGAACCUGAGCACUCCUCACACAUGUUGGUACUCAAAGCUUGACGGACGGCAGCCCAGGCUCCUCCACCACAAGAGGACCAGCGAGGUCAGGGUGGCUCAACUCUUCCUUCCUCCAGCGCAGCGGGCAGGUUGCAAUCAGCCCAGCAAGUCCACAACAGCUUUUGUGUCCCAGUUCAUCUUGAAUAAGGACAUCAUCUUCUUUUAUUGUUCGAGAAAGGACUACCCCUGUCACAUACAGGAGAAAAAUGUUCUUUUGGUUGUUAGCCCUCCUGAUCCUCUGUCAUUUUCUGUGGAAUUAUAAAAGACAACUAAAGAUUGCAGACAUCACUGAUAAGUACAUUUUCAUCACUGGGUGUGACACGGGCUUUGGAAACUUGGCAGCCAGAACUUUUGAUAAAAAAGGAUUUCGUGUAAUUGCUGCCUGCCUGACUGAAUCAGGAUCAAAAGCUUUAAAGGCAGAAACCUCAGAGAGGCUUCACACUGUGCUUCUGGAUGUAACUGACCCAGAGAAUGUCAAGAGGACUGCCCAGUGGGUGAAAGACCAAGUCGGGGAAAAAGGACUCUGGGGUCUGAUCAACAACGCUGGUGUUCUCGGUGUGCUGGCUCCCACCGACUGGCUGACGGUGGAGGACUACAGAGAACCUAUUGAAGUGAAUCUGUUUGGACUCAUCAAUGUGACAUUAAAUAUGCUUCCCUUGGUCAAAAAAGCUCGAGGGAGGGUUAUCAAUGUCUCCAGCAUUGGGGGUCGACUUGCAUUCUGUGGAGGAGGUUAUACUCUAUCCAAAUACGCAGUAGAAGGCUUCAACGACAGCUUAAGACGGGACAUGAAAGCUUUCGGCGUGCACGUCUCAUGCAUUGAACCAGGAUUGUUCAAAACAGCGUUGGCAGAUCCACUAAAGACCACCGAAAAAAAACUCGCCAUUUGGAAGCAUCUGUCUCCAGACAUCAAACAGCAAUAUGGAGAAGGUUACAUUGAAAAAAGUCUAAACAAACUGAAAGGCACUUCCUCCUUUGUGAACAUGGACCUCUCCUUGGUGGUGGAGUGCAUGGACCACGCUCUCACAAGUCUCUUCCCUAAGACCCAUUAUGCUGCUGGAAAAGAUGCCAAGACUUUCUGGAUACCUCUGUCUCACAUGCCAGCAGUUUUGCAAGACUUUUUAUUGUUGAAACAGAAAGUAGAACUGGCUAAUCCCAAGGCAGUGUGACUCAGCUGACCAAAAAUGCCUGCCCACAGCUAUGAGAUUGGCUGAUUUCAAGGACACGUCUCCUUUUCAAUGUCAUCCGUUACCUAAUCCAACAUGGACUCAUUUAGAUCAUGCUUCUUUUGAUAAAUGAAGGGGUCCCACCAUCACUGGUGAUGUCCCAGGGGCCCUUCUCAAGCCUUCGAAAAGAAGGGCAGGGAUGGCACCUGCCCAAUAUUUGGGUUUUACCUGCUUGGUAUGAUGAAAGGGAAAUUGAAAGCUUUCCCAUCCAAAAUGAUCUCCAUUGCUGCCUGCCCCAUGCUUCUAGUCCCCACCACUUCGAGUAACCCCUGAAUGUUAAAUAUUUAUCCCUUAUCAAAAUGUUCAGAGAUAAGUAGAAUACUUUCAUAAGUGGAUUAGAUGUGCUCUGUUAUCUUGCUAAGAAUAAGACUGACGAACUGGAGCUCAGUUCAGAAGGCUUUGAUGGGGCAGGAGAAAGAAGGGUAAUGAAGCCUUACAUAUGUGACUGGUAUAAGCGAAGGGGCAGCAGAAAAACACUAGGUAGGACUAGUAGGAGGGAAGGAAAGGAGGAAAAGGAAUAAGAGGACUGAAAGAAAGAAAUAGGUAAAAAGUGGAGGUAGGGAGAUCCCAAGACAAGCCAGCCCAUCUAUUCUAGAGGGAGCUAUGGAGAAUGAACAGCCUGUUCAAUGCCACUGUGAACUCUGACGCACACACAGCUGUCUGUGGAAAGAUGGCAACAACAGAGAAACCACUCAUUCCGAAAGAAGAAAAAUGGGGGCUAUUUACGUUUAUUCUGGUGAUUGUAAAUAUAAUAAGACCCAGAACAGCUGAUACAACUUACACCUGAGAUGGUUGGAAAUCCUGUAUUUGAGGUGUCUCUGAAGACCCUUGAAGAUACAGAGCUAAAUUAGAAGACUCUCUUUAGCCUCAGUUACAGUGAGAGCGGGCCUGUUCCUUGCUCGCAUUCAUGGUUCUAAAUUGAGUUGACCCUGGGCCCACACCUCAUCCCAAAGAAACAGAGCCCUAAGUGGAUGUUUCCCAAGAUUCCAGCACCCAGCAUCACUCACAGUGGUCGGUUGAAUAUUUACUUGAAAAAGCCUGAAGUGUCAAAAUGCAACAUUUGUUGUAGAAUAAUGUAGGCUGAAAGAGCCAGAGAAAUUAUUCAGUGGGCAUGCACACACACACACACACACACACACACACAACUUACUGUGAAGAAAAUAUUUGAUAUCUGCUGCUUGAAACCAUGUUCACUUGAAGAUACCAGUAAUUCUAUUCAUUUUCAUUCACUUUUCUGGAAACAUCUGCUUAUGAGUAACAUCUGGUUAUGAGUAACAUCUGCUUAUGAGGUAACUUUCUCCUUUCACAUUUACAACAUGUUGAUGACUUUGAAAACUCAAAUUUCCAAUGGUGUCAGUCCACCUGGACAUUUAUUUCAUUAUUUUGAGGGAAGAUACACUCACCCUUUUUGCAUAAAAAUGAAGAAAAUCACAGCAAGAAUCAGAUAGAAGAAGGCUCAGGCAAAGUUAUCUCAACUACUGUCACUACCUUCCUGUGAAGUCCUCUCCGUCUUGGCCCCAGCCCCAGAGACAGUCUACCUGUAGGUCUCUGAUUUCUUCUGGUUGCAUUAACCCCCUAUGGGUUAUGUGACUCUUGCUCAGCUGGCCCUUGGAGCUGAAGAUCACCAACAUUGUUUGCAGGGGCUCCUCCUUCUCAUUUUGAAUUCUCAGAUCUUGUCUUCAUUUCACUGCUUUAAAAAUGCCUGGCCAGGGGCCGGCCCCAUGGUGUAGUGGUUAAGUUCAGCACACUCUGCUUCAGCAGCCCAGGU
This is a messenger RNA of Equus quagga, 3259 nucleotides long. RefSeq names its product dehydrogenase/reductase 9 (gene DHRS9). The transcript is spliced from 6 exons. The record is from RefSeq and is a predicted model, not a curated record. Lineage: Eukaryota; Metazoa; Chordata; Mammalia; Perissodactyla; Equidae. The coding region runs from base 475 to 1434 and encodes 319 amino acids.